AUGUUGGCAUUUGGAAGGCUUGCUGUUCCUUUGGUUAUGUUAUUCAUUGGAAUAACCCUAGGACACCAAACACCCGAACAUGAAACACUGAUUGAUCCUCGUAACCGAUAUCCCGCAAACUAUACGCUGCCGGUGCAAGGCUUCCCGGGACUUCAAAGCAACUGGCACCCGCGACCCGACUGCGGCGAGCAGUCUUAUGUCGGACAUGGGCGCUUACGCGGCCGACGAGCACUAAUUACAGGCGGCGAUUCAGGCAUGGGACGGGCGAUUGCAAUUGCUUUUGCGCGCGAGGGAGCUGAUAUCGCCUUCAAUUACCUAGAAGUUGAAGAGUCUGAUGCACGAGAAACAGUCUCGUUCAUCCGAGCCGCGGGACAGAAAGCUUUUACGAUUCCUGGUGAUCUGCGAAAUGAGUCCUUCUGCGCUAAUCUAGUACAUCGUGCUGCCGCCAGCCUAGGUGGGCUUGACAUUGUUGUCAGUCAUGCUGGCUAUGCCUUUGAACAGGCCUACAUUGGCAAUCACAGCACUGAGAGUUUUGAACAGACCUUGCGAACGAACGUGUAUGCACCGUUCUUCAUAGCCAGGGCUGCAGCUCCGCUGUUACCUCCGGGGUCUUCCCUCAUCUUCACUGCAUCGGAUGUAGCUGUUGGGGGUAAUGCAAGGCUUGUCGACUAUGCUGCCACCAAAGCCAUGCUUGUUUCCUUCACCAGGUCACUUGCGCUGCAACUCUGGCCGUUUGGCAUCCGUGUGAAUGCAGUAGCGCCAGGUGGUACGCUCACGAAUUUCCUCACAACUCAAGGCGAGACGACGGAAAGCAUCAAUGGAGCCGUCUCUAUGACCCCAGGCGGUCGUUUGGCGCAGCCGGUGGAAGUAGCCCCUGCAUAUGUCGAUUUAGCUGAAGGAAUUAAUAGUUACGCAAGCGGAAGUGUGUAUGGUGCGAAUGGUCCCACGGGGGGAUUCUGA
Molecule: messenger RNA, 960 nt
Organism: Trichoderma breve
Lineage: Eukaryota; Fungi; Ascomycota; Sordariomycetes; Hypocreales; Hypocreaceae
Product: enoyl-(Acyl carrier protein) reductase domain-containing protein
Exons: 2
Coding region: 1-960 (319 amino acids)
Source: RefSeq, a predicted model, not a curated record